GUGCGGGCGACAGCGCUGCUGAACAUGGCGUCGGACGGGAUGAUUUUAACGAACCACGACCACCAAAUCCGGGUCGGAGUCCUGACAGUGAGUGACAGCUGUUUUCGGAACCUUGCAGAGGACCGCAGUGGCGUCAACCUCAAAGAUCUGGUACACGAUCCCUCCCUGUUGGGGGGGAUGAUCACAGCCUACAAGAUAGUGCCGGAUGAGAUCGAUGAAAUCAAGGAGACUCUGGUGGACUGGUGCGAUGAAAAGGAACUUAACCUCAUCCUGACCACCGGAGGCACAGGCUUCGCCCCGAGAGACGUCACGCCAGAGGCCACUAAAGAGGUGAUAGAGCGCGAGGCUCCUGGGAUGUCUCUGGCGAUGCUGAUGGGUUCUCUCAAUGUCACACCACUAGGCAUGCUUUCCAGACCUGUGUGUGGAAUCCGAGGGAAGACGCUCAUCAUCAACUUACCAGGAAGCAAGAAAGGCUCCCAGGAAUGCUUCCAGUUCAUCCUGCCGGCGCUGCCGCACGCCAUCGACCUCCUGCGCGACGCCAUCGUGAAGGUAAAGGAGGCGGCCGAUGAGCUGGAGGACCUGCCCUCGCCACCGCCGCCCCUCUCGCCGCCGCUCAACAGUUCGCCACGCCGCCAGACGGAGGACAAGGGCGUGCAGUGCGAGGACGAGGACGAGGAGAAGAAGGACAGCGGCGUAGCAUCCACCGAGGACAGCUCCUCCUCCCACAUCACCGCCGCCUCCAUCGCAGCCAAGAUCCCAGACUCCAUUAUCUCGCGGGGUGUGCAGGUGCUGCCCAGGGACACAGCCUCUCUCAGCACCACGCCCUCGGAGUCGCCCCGAGCUCAGGCCACCUCCCGCCUCUCCACGGCGUCCUGUCCCACGCCCAAAAGGACACGGAGGCCUGAGGAAAGUGGUAGCGUGACUCUUUUAUACAAAGCUAUCAAAAUCCAUCGUAAACUGGAAGAGCUCCGAGGACACGUUCAGGGCAACGCUCCCAAUCGCUCCCUCCAUCUCCAGGUGCAGUCACGAUGCAGCAGCAAAGAAAAUAUCCUAAGAUCAAGUCACAGUGCAGUGGACAUCACCAAGGUGGCCCGGAGGCACCGCAUGUCCCCCUUCCCCCUCACCUCCAUGGACAAGGCCUUCAUCACUGUGCUGGAGAUGACCGCCGUCCUGGGCACUGAGAUCAUCAACUACAGAGAUGGGAUGGGUCGAGUCCUGGCUCAGGACGUUUAUGCCAAAGACAACCUGCCCCCCUUCCCUGCCUCUGUCAAGGAUGGUUACGCUGUGAGAGCGGCUGACGGCCCAGGCGACCGCUUCAUCAUCGGCGAGUCCCAAGCUGGAGAGCAGCCCACACACACAGUGAUGCCUGGUCAGGUGAUGAGGGUGACGACAGGCGCCCCCAUCCCCUGCGGGGCGGACGCCGUCGUCCAGGUGGAAGACACCGAGCUCCUCCGUGAAUCUGAAGACGGCACAGAGGAGCUGGAGGUACGAAUCCUAGUACAGGCUCGUCCAGGCCAGGACAUCAGGCCUAUAGGUCACGACAUCAAGCGUGGGGAGUGUGUGCUGGCUAAGGGCACCCACAUGGGCCCGUCCGAAAUCGGCCUCCUGGCCACGGUCGGAGUCACAGAGGUGGAGGUGCAGAAAUUCCCUGUGGUGGCCGUCAUGUCCACAGGAAACGAGCUGUUGAACCCAGAAGAUGACCUUCAUCCUGGGAAGAUCAGGGACAGCAACCGCUCCACCCUGCUGGCCACCAUCCAGGAGCACGGCUACCCCACUAUCAAUCUGGGCAUCGUGGGAGACAACCCCGAUGACCUUCUCAACGCUCUGAAUGAAGGCAUCAGCCGCGCUGAUGUCAUCAUCACCUCAGGAGGAGUGUCCAUGGGCGAGAAGGACUACCUUAAACAGGUGCUGGAUAUCGAUCUUCAUGCUCAGAUCCACUUUGGACGUGUUUUCAUGAAACCAGGUCUCCCAACAACCUUUGCCACCUUGGACACAGAUGGUGCUCGCAAACUAAUCUUUGCCCUCCCAGGAAACCCCGUGUCCGCUGUUGUCACCUGUAAUCUUUUUGUCAUCCCUGCCUUAAGGAAGAUGCAGGGCAUUUUGGACCCUAGGCCUACCAUCAUCAAAGCGAGGUUGUCUUGUGAUGUGAAGCUGGACCCUCGCCCUGAAUACCACCGCUGCAUUCUGACAUGGCAUCACCAGGAACCUCUGCCAUGGGCACAGAGCACAGGGAACCAGGUGAGCAGCAGACUGAUGAGUAUGCGCAGUGCUAACGGGCUCCUGAUGCUACCUCCGAAAACAGAGCAAUACGUGGAGCUGCACAAGGGCGAGGUGGUCGACGUCAUGGUCAUCGGCCGGCUAUGAUGUCAUCACGGAGGGACGGCGAGUCGGCAUCAUAUAGCGAGGGUUGGAAUGGGUGGUUCACGGUGCAUGUCCACAUAUCAUUGACUAUUCUGUAAUAUGCAACGGCACAGCUAGUUUUUAUUGAUUUGGAUAACGUUGAGGUAUAGUCAACAUCUUGAUCACAACCUAGAUACAUAUGAAAAAAAUCAAUUUAAAAAGAUUAUAGUAUUUCAAACAAAGAAAAUAUAACUUUUAAUGAAAAAAUCAAAUUAUAAAAAGAGAUUUAUUCUGUAAUAUAUUAUUAUGAUUAUUCUUAUUAUUAUUAUCAUUAUUCUUCUUAUUAUCAUUAUUAUAUUAAGGCAACUUUGUUCCUUUCAUUGCAAUUGCUUUGUGUGUUCAAUGCUAGACCUUAUCUAUAGCAGUAGCAUUUUAAUAGACAGCUGUAGGUGCCUGCCAGGACAAAAAAAGAGAAUUUUUAUUUUCUCAUCUUAGGUGGAAAAAAAAUAAUCAGUUUUUUGAAAAUGAAGAAAACAUUGAGGAAGACUCCAGAUUUCCCAUGGUGCUCAGCAAAGAGGAAGAGGGGGCACAUCAGGGCCACUUCCUCUUUUGAGCACCCGUCGAGGUGACACUUCUGUUUUUCUCUCAUUAGUAUGCAUCAUAAUGGCUUCACAAAGAGCUUUGCUUGUUGUUUAUCUUGUGAGUCUUGUUUAUGUGCGCAGUGCCAAAUGCCUGGGCAGGGAAGGUGAUGUUGGGAGAGGGAGAUGGGGGGGGGGGGCACGCCCCAGUCUGCCCAGACCCUGAAGCUUCCUUAUAUUCACGGUGACCGGGUGUAAACUCCGCCCCCGACCCCCCCAGGGGCGAGCGGAGCCUGGGAAAAAUAAUCUUUUAUUUGAUCAACUAUUUAAGAAAUAAAAAAAGAGAGAAAAGAAACAGCUUCUUUAAGUGCUGACAGCCUUUUUAACCAACUUCACAAAAAAUGUACAGAAAAAAAAUAAGAACCAUAUUGUACAGAUAUAUGUGACCAGCACUCCUAAGGAAAUUAUUAAGCAAUGAGGAGACAUUGAACAACGCUGUACUAUAACAUUUUCUGUAAUGAAAUGAAACUGAUGAA
Molecule: messenger RNA, 3454 nt
Organism: Pleuronectes platessa (European plaice)
Lineage: Eukaryota; Metazoa; Chordata; Actinopteri; Pleuronectiformes; Pleuronectidae
Gene: gphnb
Product: gephyrin b
Exons: 26
Coding region: 25-2364 (779 amino acids)
Biological process (GO): establishment of synaptic specificity at neuromuscular junction; molybdenum incorporation into molybdenum-molybdopterin complex; Mo-molybdopterin cofactor biosynthetic process
Cellular component (GO): dendrite; cytosol; cytoplasm
Molecular function (GO): molybdopterin molybdotransferase activity
Source: RefSeq, a predicted model, not a curated record